This is a messenger RNA of Gavialis gangeticus (Gharial), 1248 nucleotides long. It is a transcript of the gene MAD2L2, whose product is annotated as MAD2 mitotic arrest deficient-like 2 (yeast). The record is from RefSeq and is a predicted model, not a curated record. The transcript is spliced from 8 exons. Bases 63 to 698 code for a protein of 211 amino acids. Lineage: Eukaryota; Metazoa; Chordata; Crocodylia; Gavialidae. Gene Ontology annotation, cellular component: zeta DNA polymerase complex.
GGGGCGCAGUCGGUGCAGGGGCAAUUCACGCCUCUCCCCCUUGCUCGCAGGUCGGCGGGACGAUGACCACCCUCACCAGGCAGGAUCUCAACUUCGGACAAGUGGUCGCAGAUGUCCUCUCCGAGUUCCUGGAGGUGGCUGUUCAUCUCAUCCUGUACGUCCGGGAAGUUUACCCCAUCGGCAUCUUUCAGAAGAGGAAAAAAUACAAUGUGCCAGUGCAGAUGUCCUGCCACCCAGAGCUGAACCGGUACAUUCAGGACACCCUGCACUGCGUGAAGCCGCUGCUUGAGAAGAACGAUGUGGAGAAGGUGGUGGUGGUGAUCCUGGAUAAAGAGCACCACCCAGUGGAGAGAUUUGUCUUUGAGAUCAUGCAGCCACCUCUGCUGUCCAUCAGCUCGGAUUCCCUGCUGUCCCACGUGGAGCAGCUGUUGCGUGCCUUCAUCCUGAAGAUCAGCGUGUGUGAUGCCGUGCUCGACCACAACCCCCCAGGCUGCACCUUCACAGUCUUGGUCCACACACGGGAAGCUGCCACGCGCAACAUGGAGAAGAUCCAGGUGAUAAAGGAUUUCCCAUGGAUUCUUGCAGAUGAGCAGGAUGUGCACAUGCAUGACCCCCGGCUGAUCCCCCUGAAGACCAUGACCUCUGACAUCCUGAAGAUGCAGCUCUAUGUCGAAGAAAGAGCCCAUAAAGGCACCUGAUUCCACCUCUUCUGAUCACUUUAAGCCUCAUUCAGACCUCACCAGAUCUUUCAGGGGAAUCCGGUGUCUUCUGCUAGGACACACUUUAUCUCAAUACCAAGCAUUUCUUCAGCUGGCUUCCUAAGCCAGUGACUCUGUGUUCAUGGGGCAUCUUCUGCCAGCCUGGCUGCCACUGGGUUAAAGUGCUCUUACCGCUGUAUAUAGAACUGACUUCAAACAUUGAGCAAGAGCCUGUACCUGUGUAUGUGUGUGUGACUACAGAGAUUGUUACCGUGAGUCCUGGGCUGCAGGGGGAAAGAUGCAAUGUGGCCAGUGGGUGGAAGUCAGGGCUUGAGGUUUGGGUUUAGGAACCUGCCCUAUCACCCCAGAUACUUCUGUGUGGAUCCAUUUCAUGCACCUCUGAGCAUCCAGCUGGGUACAGCCUGGAGGGAGUUUAAGCUUAUUAGCCAGAUUUAUCCCUGCUGAAGUUGCUGGACUUGCACCAGGGAUGAGCGGGUCCACUGUGAUUGUCGUGUGUGGUUUUCAAUAAACAUGGAGUGUUUUAGCCUAA